Molecule: messenger RNA, 672 nt
Organism: Emiliania huxleyi CCMP1516
Lineage: Eukaryota; Haptophyta; Isochrysidales; Noelaerhabdaceae
Exons: 5
Coding region: 1-672 (223 amino acids)
Source: RefSeq, a predicted model, not a curated record
AUGGGUACCCUCCCCGAUAUUUCGAAUUCAGCGCAGGGAUUCUUUUAUGGAAUACAACUGCCAGCAGCAGGAAACCACGAGCAGUUCGCUCGGCCGAUGCCAACUCCUCCUCAGGUGGCGGCAAACGGCGGCGACAGCACCUCGGAGAGGCCUUGGAGCGUGUGCGUCUUGGAGAGGAAGCGGCGCGUCUAUUACGCCAAGUGGGAGGCCUUGCUCCGCAUGGAGUGGGAGUGCGAAGAGGCGGCGACGAACCAGCGGCUGCUCGAGUGGCCUGUCGAGAAGCUCGAGAAAGAAGGCCUCUGCCUCGCCGGUCUGAGCGCACGCCGGCGCAAGGGCCGCUUCUACUCGCAGCAGAUCCUGCGCCUCAGCCUGCGCCGGAGCGGGCUCAAGCACUCCUUCCAGCCGGGCGACGAGGCCCUCUCGCGCGGCUGCAGGAAGAGUCUAGGAAGUGGCGGCGCUGCCAGCCUCAAGGGCGAGGUCCUCGAGCUGCACGUCGGACACAUCGACGUCGCGCUGUCCGCCGCCGCCGCCUCGCCUCCAGACGGCGUCGAGAGGGAGACGCUCGACCGCGUCGCCAACCGGACCGCCUUUGAUCGCACCGUCGCUGGCCUGCGCUCUUGGGCCGGGGACAGGCUCCCGCAGCUCCGAGGGCCUGGCCUACCUAGUGAAUGA